Penicillium malachiteum is the source of this 2214-nucleotide messenger RNA. RefSeq lists its product as uncharacterized. Gene Ontology annotation, biological process: protein O-linked glycosylation via mannose. The transcript is spliced from 4 exons. The record is from RefSeq and is a predicted model, not a curated record. NCBI's taxonomy places the organism in Eukaryota, Fungi, Ascomycota, Eurotiomycetes, Eurotiales, Aspergillaceae. Gene Ontology annotation, molecular function: dolichyl-phosphate-mannose-protein mannosyltransferase activity. The coding region runs from base 1 to 2214 and encodes 737 amino acids. Gene Ontology annotation, cellular component: membrane; endoplasmic reticulum.
AUGGCAGACACUGCUAAAAGCAGCGGUGUCAAGCAGGAUGCCGACCUGCGCCGAAGAAAUGUCCCCAAUACCACACAAUCUCAGUCAUACGGUGCCGAAGAAGAUAACAAGAAGCGAAAGCCUCGGUCCACUUCUUUCUUACAAGUUCUCGCCGAAUGGGAACCAAUCCUAGCCCCCAUCAUCCUCACAGCGCUUGCCCUGUUUACUCGCCUCUAUCGCAUCGGUCGUUCCAAUAUCGUGACCUGGGAUGAAGCCCAUUUUGGCAAGUUCGGCUCCCACUACCUGAAACGCGAAUUCUACUUCGAUGUCCACCCUCCUCUCGGAAAGAUGCUGGUCGGCCUCUCGGGCUACCUGGCUGGUUACAAUGGAUCCUUCGAGUUCAAGUCCGGUGAACAGUACCCCGAAGAUGUGGACUACACCUUUAUGCGCGCCUUCAACGCUUUGUUUGGUGCCGUCUGUGUUCCCCUCGCCUACUAUACCGCCCGCGAAUUGAAUUUCCGCAAGGCCACCGUCUGGUUGAUUGCCUUCAUGGUUCUGUUUGAGAACUCAUACGCUACAAUCUCCCGAUUCAUCCUCUUGGAUUCCAUGCUGCUGUGCUUCACCUUCACAACAACCUUGUGCUGGGCCCGAUUCCACCGUCUGCAAAAGGAGAGCUUCUCACUGCAGUGGUACGCUUGGCUAUGCUUGACUGGUUUCAGCAUUGGCUGUGUUUGCAGUGUCAAGUGGGUUGGUUUCUUCUGCACUGCAAUCGUUGGUCUGUACACUGUUGAGGAUCUAUGGAACAAGUUUGGUGAUGUGAAGAUGCCUCCGACCGUUCUGGCCAAGCAUCUCUUUGCCCGUAUCGGAGGUUUGAUCAUCAUUCCUCUGUUGGUUUACAUGGCAUCCUUCUAUGCCCACUUCCUGGUUCUUUCUAACAGUGGCCCUGGAGAUGCUCAAAUGAGCUCUCUUUUCCAAGCUAACCUGCGAGGAACCGAGGUCGGAAGGGAUAGUCCUCUCGAGGUUGCCCUGGGCUCUCGCGUGACUCUGAAGAAUAUGGGUUACGGUGGUGGUCUUCUGCAUUCCCAUGUGCAGACAUACCCCGAAGGUUCCAACCAGCAGCAGGUUACCUGCUACCACCACAAAGAUGCUAACAAUGACUGGUUCAUUUACCCCAACCGCCAAGAGCCUGAGUACGAUGCCGAGGCCGAUCUGAGAUUCAUUGGAGAUGGCGAUACUAUCCGCCUUAUUCACGGCUCAACCGGUCGUAACUUGCACUCCCACGCUAUUGCCGCCCCAGUCUCCAAGUCGCACAACGAGGUCUCUUGCUAUGGUAACAUCACCAUCGGAGACGAGAAGGAUCACUGGAAGAUUGAGGUUGUUGAUGAUGCCGCAUCUCGCGAUCACUCAAGAAUCCGAACUCUGACAACUGCCUUCCGUCUUCGCCAUCCUGUUCUGGGCUGCUACUUGCGCGCUGGAAAUGUCAACCUCCCUCAAUGGGGUUUCAAGCAGAUUGAAACCACCUGUGUCAAGGAGAACAAGGCCAGUGAUGUGUACACACACUGGAACGUUGAGUCGCACACUAAUGAGCGCUUGCCUCCUGGUGACCCUGGCUCUUAUAAGUCGCCUUUCUGGAAGGAUUUCAUCCACCUGAACGUGGCCAUGAUGACAUCGAACAACGCCCUGGUUCCUGACCCAGACAAGCAAGAUGACCUCGCCUCAGCUUUCUGGCAGUGGCCUAUCUUGAAUGUCGGUCUGCGCAUGUGCUCCUGGGAUGAUAAUGUCAUCAAGUACUUCCUCCUCGGAAACCCUCUCGUUUACUGGGGCAGUACUGCCGGUCUUGGUGCCUUUGGCUUGUUGUUCGUGUGGUACCUUCUGCGCUGGCAAAGAGGCUACAAGGAUCUCAGCCAAGCUGACAUUGACCACAUCCACUACUCCGGCUUGUAUCCCCUCAUUGGAUGGGUUCUGCACUACUUGCCUUUCAUCAUCAUGGCUCGUGUGACUUACGUCCACCACUACUACCCAGCUCUCUACUACGCCAUUAUCUGCUUUGGUUUCUGUGUUGACUGGGUUGGCCGCAGCCUGAACACUCGACUCGCUGUUGUACUUUACGCUAUUCUCUACGCAGUCAUUAUUGGACUGUUCAUCCACUUCCGUGCCAUUGUAUUUGGCAUGGAGGGUCCUAACCAGCAAUGGUCUCACUUGCGCUGGUUGCCUGGAUGGCGACUUUCGAAUUAA